Molecule: messenger RNA, 1796 nt
Organism: Cuculus canorus (common cuckoo)
Lineage: Eukaryota; Metazoa; Chordata; Aves; Cuculiformes; Cuculidae
Gene: SKAP2
Product: src kinase associated phosphoprotein 2
Exons: 13
Coding region: 117-1133 (338 amino acids)
Cellular component (GO): cytoplasm; plasma membrane
Molecular function (GO): protein binding
Source: RefSeq, a predicted model, not a curated record
CGUCCGGGCGGUAGCAGCCGGGAGGCGGGGCCGUCGCUUCUUCCCUGUCGGGGCCGGGACCAGGGCCAGUGGCAGCCGUCGAGCCCCGCCCGCGGGGUGUCCCGGCCACGCUCAGCAUGCACGGCGCGCCCGCCAUCCCCGAGGCGGUCUGCAGCCUCCUGGCAGAUGUUGACACCUUUAUUUCCCAAACUCUAAAAGGAGAAAAUCUAUCCAAGAAAGCAAAAGAAAAAAGGGAACUUCUUCUUAAGAAGAUAAAAGAUGUUAAGGCAAGUUAUCCGGAAGAAUUCCAGGAUAAAGAAUUGGAAGAUGACGAAGAGUCUGAAGGCUCUUUUUCUUCGCCUCCUGAUAGUGUCUCAAUAGCAUCUGACCGAUACGAUAAAGAGGAUGAAGCACCCUCUGAUGGGAAUCAGUUUCCUCCUAUUGCAGCUCCAGAUCUUCCAUUUGUUCUGAAGGCUGGUUACCUGGAAAAACGCAGAAAAGACCACAGUUUUCUGGGCUUUGAAUGGCAAAAGCGUUGGUGUGCUAUCAGUAAGACGGUCUUCUAUUAUUAUGGAAGUGACAAAGACAAACAACAGAAAGGUGAAUUUGCCUUAGAGGGAUACACCAUCAGAAUGAAUAAUAGCCUUCGAAAGGAUGCAAAGAAAGAUUGCUGUUUUGAAAUCUCUGCUCCUGAUAAGCGUAUUUAUCAGUUUACAGCUGCCACUCCUAAAGAAGCAGAAGAAUGGGUACAGCAAGUCAGAUUUGUAAUUCAAGAUAUGGGAUCUAAUACUAUUCCUGAGGAGGAGGAAGAGGAAUAUGAUGAUGUUGGACAAGUGAACAGUGAACCAAUAGAUGAUAGCAUUUAUGAAGAAGUUAAAGAAGAACGUGUCCCUUCAAAGGCUGAAGUGCUGAGAAAACCGAGUGAGGAGAAAGUUACCACUGUUUCAGAUGACAAAAGUACCGAUUACGCUAAUUUCUAUCAAGGUUUGUGGGACUGCACAGGAGAUGUACCUGAUGAGUUGACAUUUAAACGUGGUGACGUUAUCUACAUUCUCAGCAAGGAGUACAAUAGAUUUGGCUGGUGGGUAGGAGAAAUGAAGGGAACCAUUGGCUUGGUGCCUAAAGCCUACAUAAUGGAGAUGUAUGAUAUUUGAGAGGCCUGGGAGAAAUCUGCACUUGAAAUCAGGAGUGGUGUGCAGCUGCUGUUUACAGCCCCGGUCUCUGCAAGAAGAUGAUUUGCCGUAUAUGUUUUGUGGUUUCAGUGAAUGUAGUCGGAUUGUUGCCUUGUGUAUAUUAGACAUUGAAAACUGUAAUUGAUCAUAAUUCUGUGGGAAAUGUUGUUCUUUGCUACUUUUUAUACAAUUGUAAUGCUGGAAAAUGAAAUAGAUGGUAAUUAUCAUAUGGAGCACAAAGCAGCCAAAUAGUGCCUGUUGCUCUUAAGCAUAUUAGCAGCACUCUGUAUUGCUAUAGGUUUGUGUGCGUUCAGGGAAUUUGGCCAUGUUUUCCUGUUCCUCGGAUUUAAAAACCCUAAGCUGAACUUUGAAAGCAUACAACUAUUACUCAGUUCAUGCUGCAUUAACCUCUUAAUGCUCACUGUGCAUUUUGUGCAGCUUCCGAGGAAAAUCAAGGGAACUUUGUGUGUAAUAUUGCAAAUCUUCAGGGUAUUCUGCUUCCAAAUAUUUUUGUAUUCUGUUUUAGACAAUGAUUAAUUCUUGUCGUAUAUUUAGUAUUGAUUGUAUUAUUGAUUAAUAUUUUGUUACCACAAAAUGAAGGCUUGAUUCUUUUUCUGAUGUAAUAAAUCCACCUGUGUGAUGAUA